Mercenaria mercenaria is the source of this 6166-nucleotide messenger RNA. RefSeq names its product putative methyltransferase NSUN7. The transcript has 11 exons. Gene Ontology annotation, molecular function: methyltransferase activity. NCBI's taxonomy places the organism in Eukaryota, Metazoa, Mollusca, Bivalvia, Venerida, Veneridae. The record is from RefSeq and is a predicted model, not a curated record. Bases 302 to 2392 code for a protein of 696 amino acids.
CUUUAUUACAGUUAAUCUCCUCGAAUAGCAGAGGGAAAGAGUCGGCGAUAUAAGAAGCGACAUUGAGCUGAAAUUGGUAUUAAAGAAUUGCAACUGUAUCAAGUCGGAGGUCUAUACUAUCAAGGAAUUUAUUACUUUUAGAAAGUAUUAAAAAGUGAUCAGAGUGGAACCAGCAAGCAACCAAUCACAGAAAAGCUCAUUUGCAUAAUUGUGGAGUAACCAGUCACAACUGUUGGAAGCUUGUUGACUUUGAAAACAGCGACCAGUCUGAUUAUUGUCUGUGUUGGGGUUAUCACGAGGGAUGCCACCUACGGCUGAUAAUUCGAUAGUCGGACUUCGUACUCAAGUAUCUCUCACUUCACAAAGUAGCCGAUUGAUUCAUGGGACUAUGAAAGAUAUCUCAGCAAUGUCUGGGGACACAAGCCAUCAUAAUGGCUUCCCGUCUAAUGAAAACUGUUCACAUGAUAGAAAAACUUCAAAAUAUGACUUCUUUUAUAAAGAACCGUGUUUAUAUUCACAUAAAAUUUACUCAAAUGCCGCAAAAGUGUUCAGCAGUUUAAAGCACGAGAGUCGGGAGGAAUUAGAAAACCCUUAUUAUAGGAGACGACAGGAGCAAAAUGGCCCUCAAAAUUCAAAAACUGCAAUAACGGACUUAGAAUUUGAUGAUGACAAUGAAAAAAGACUCACAUUCGAGUUGGCUUUCGAAACACUAAAAUAUCAAAGAGUGUUUGAAGAUUUAUUACAGGAGUGUUCAUUUUUCACGCAUUUUCCUGAGUGUCAGGAAGAUCAGGCGCUUGUAUUUGUUGUUCUUUGGGACUACCAGAGUCGUAAAUUCCAACAACGUACACCAUUCAAGGAUGAGGAACUUAACACCAUUGUGCAAUCUGUGGAAGAGGCAAUCAUUGAAUACAAAACAAAACUAAAUGCAUCGCUCGCUCGACACCGGAUUAAGAUGAUGGCGCCCUCAAUAGAGUUUUUAUUACCAGAUAAAGUUAGAAGUAAAGAGGAAAUUCGCUCAAAGCUGCCAGUAUACGUUUGGGUGAAUCAGCUCAAAACAUCAGUGGAGACAGUAAUAGGGCAAUUCAAAGAUGAUCAUUACACUCUGAUAAAUUGUGAGGAUCAUUUGGAAGGGAAAGCUUUCUACAUAGACCAUCAUUGUACAGACAUGAUUGUGCUCCCAGCAGAGAGUAGAGAGUAUAUUCUAGAGCAUGAUCUGUUACAUUCUGGACAAAUUGUUAUGCAGGACAAGUCAAGCUGUAUAGCACCACAGUCUGUGAAGUUUUUGAUAGGUGAUGAUGAUGAUGUCAUACAUGUAAAUGUGGGGUCAGGGGUCACCACUGCUCAUAUAGCUAGUCUCAUGAACAAUUCAACAGGAAAUAUACUGGCGUUUGGUGCAAUUGAUGGGUCAGCUGUCCAACAUACAAUGGAAAAAUUUGGUGCUAAAAAUAUAAAGGUUCAGACAGAGUCAUUCCUCGAUAUUGAUACAGAAGACAACAAAUACAAGAACGUGAAAGUGGUACUAGUCACAGCGGACUGCAGCAAGUCGGGAAUUGCUAAUCCAAUAGACUUUGUUGUCAACGAAGGAGAAGAUAUGAAGAUAUUGAAGUACCUUUCACUAGGGGAAACUGACGAUACUAAAUUAGGAGAGAUGAUAGCAAAUCACGGCAAACUGCUCAGACAGGCCAUGAAAUUAAGUAAGGUCCAAGCUGUUGUAUACAUGACAAGAUCAGUGAACGAGUCGGAGAACGAGAAUGUUGUCAGUAAAGCUGUGGAGCAGACAAAUAUGAUCCAGCAACGCAAGUUUCCUUACAGAGUUGUUCCCCCUGUUUUACCAUUCACUGGCCAUGAUAUUGAGAAAGGCAUUGGUAUCUGCGGAAAGUUCAUAAAAUUUCAGCCAUCUGAAAGAAACAGUGGAUGCUUUGUGGCAGUAAUAACUAGAGAGCCUGAAGAUGUUAAAGAGGCUAACAAAGAUAUCUUGGAGCGGGCACGUGCCAAAGGUCUACUGGGAGGCAAGAAGAAACCAAAGAAGGUUGCAGAAGUGGAACCAAUUAUAAAUGACAAGGUAGAAGAGGAGGCAGAUGAUGAAAAACUUUUAGAUAAACGUGUCAAACGAGCGGCAAGAAAGUUGCGCCCAACACAGUCAUACCCUGCCGAUUUUGGCUACACCAAACCAUCAGCUACUAGUAUUGUCAAAGCUCAUAUCAACAGUUCACCGAAGAUUGGUCACAGAGCAACCAAAUCUACUGCUGCAAUCGGGGCAAAAUCGAGAGUACCUAAACUUAGACCUCUUACUGAACCAGUAGAAAAGAAAGAGAAACCGCUGAAAAUUUCAGAGCACGUGAAAGUUGUGAAACAUCCCGCUCCAUUCAGUAUUUCAGUGAAGGAUAUGUAGGUAACUUUUACAUGUUUGUUUCUUAUCCUAAAGCUGCCAUAGAUGUUGAGAAUGUGUGAAAGAAUUUUAUUAUUACAUGAAAAUGCGCAUUUAAUGUACUGGUAUAUACCUUGGUUGUCUCAGCCUGCAAGUGUAGACAAUGAAUUUUAUAGUGCUUAAAUGUGUAGAUUUGACAAAAUUUAUGAAUUUACAAGUAGAAAUUUAUGGAUCAUUUGAAUUAUGCUGAGAUAUUUCACAUGUUUUAUUGAUAAUGCCUGUGUAUGCUAUAAUUGAGUUGAUUUAAAAUUGUGCUAUUUCAUUUUUUUUUUUAAUGUAUGUGACGAUUUCAUUUCGCCUUGUAUUGUGUAUAUGUAUAUCUGCAUGCAUGGUAUGUGAAGUGCUUAUGUUUCCAGUGCAUCUUUUUCAUGUGUAUGUGCUAAGCUUAUUUGUACCCUACCCAUUAUGUUAACUUAAAAAAAUGUUCUUUAUUACACAGAAUGUAUUAAGUUGACUGCUUACUAUAAAGACAGUGUAGAAAACAAAGCAGCAUUUUUUUUUACAUUUACAAUCAGGUGUGAUUUGUACUAAAAAAGAGUUGAAAAUUUAGCAUUCUGAUAUUUGAAUAUUCCUGUUAUUUGAAUAUUUUGUCCUGACAAAUAGGUUAUUCAAAUAUCUGAAAUCCACUGCAUUUAUUUUAAACAAGCAAUAAGUAUGGUUAGACAAACGUGUAAAAAGUAGUGAAAUUUUGUUGGAAUGUAAUGUCUUUAGGUCAGUUGAUACUAUUGCGACACAAGCUUAAAUCUGCUCCCUAGGUGAUCUGGUAUUUUGGUAGAAGGCAUGACUCAAAUUUUUUUAUUUCUUAAGCAUGUGGUUAAGAUAGUGAACUCAUGAUUAGGAUUGGCAAUUUCUGUUUUAUUAUGUGUCCUCCUUAUUAGAUUCCAGCAUUCCCCACCUGAUAAAACAAAACAAAACAAACAGGUGUAAUAUAUAUUUGCUGCCAGUAAAAGCCAAAAAAGUAUACAAGAAUACGUAAUUGCACAGAAAUUGCCGAUCUAAUGGGUCUGCUACCUUACAAUAAAACCUGCAGCAACUUGAUACAAUUUUACUGUGUAUUUGAUUCUUUCAUUAAUUAUAAAGUGCAUGUUUCCAUUACUUCUAUUUUUAAUGUUUUCAAAUGAAUUGAAUAAAUUCUUGUUUUAUAUGGUGCUUUAACAUUUCAUUAUUUCUCUGAACAUUGAGUAACAUAAGUAAGUACGAUAACUGAAAAAUUUUGGUCACUAAUUCUGUUUUAUGAGGAAGUUUUCCUUUUCUGUAAUACAAUAUACUUCUAUUAAUUUCAUUUUCAAGAUCCUUUAAUUUUGCUAAAUGUUCUAUGUGACUGUAACAUGUGUUGUUAAAGUUUGUGUUUUGUCCUGUUUUAAGCUCCAAGCAUCCUUGGGCAAAGCAUUACAAAUAAAAACUGGUGGAAGGGGCUGCAACUCUGAUCAUCAUGUCACAUACAGAACCAAAUGUGCCUUGUUACCUCCCUUGUGAUAUGUAAACAUUUUAGAUCUCUUUUUGUAGAAAAAGGAAAAAGAAAAAAUCAAAGAAAAAGGUGGAAUAGGUAAUCUUCGUAUUUUCUUCACCUGUGAUUGGAUUUCACUAUUUUAAGCAUUUAUAGCUUUAGCAGUGAUCGUCCGAGAGCAUGAAUAUAAUUAUGGAUGGAUAUAACAGUCUCGGUAACAGAAACAUAAACUGCAUGUACCUCGCACUGUUAUGUCAAGUUGUUUUCACUUUAUACUGUUACAAGGACAUAGAAGGUCAUUCCAUUAUGUGGCACUAAGAACAAGUUUUGACUCCUGUAUUUAAAAAAAAGCAACAGGAGAUGUAUUCACAAGGAAGAAUAUUUGUUAUCACAAACCUUCAGUUGAUAAUAUAAAUUGCAUGCUUUUUGGCGUUACUGUGUGUGCUUCCGUAACUUUGCCUGUAUAAUUUUUUGUUAUGAGUCCUGACAUCAGAAAGAACGUUAUAAACACCAGCUAUGCUAAAGCCAGUGUUAGGAAUUUGUGACUAUCAAGGAUACAAGGUCAAUGCUUAUCCCUACUGUUUGUUUAUCAAUUUGCAACUGAUAAGUGGACAGUAUGGAUCCAGUUCAGACUGCACAAAUGUUUAGGCUAAUCUGGAUCCAUACUGGUCGCAAAGCCCUAAUGUUCAAUUUGGAAAACGGGGUUUAUAAUAUAUUAAACAUUUGUGUUUGUUAUAUGUGUAUUUUAUGACACAUCCUUAACACUCGAUGAAAUUACAAAAGAUACAUUAUGACAUUCAAUUGUAAACAUUGUUUCGCAGUGAUCUAAACAAAAACAUCCUUUCAUAUUGAUGUAAAUUAAAAUUUCAUUUUGCAUCGAUGUUAACAAAAAUAUUUUUCACACUUAACAAGUAUGUUAACAAAACGUUGCAUUCAUGUAGACAAAGACAUCAUUUUGCUGAGAAGUAAACAUAAACUUCGUAAUAAUAAUUCAUUGCAAGGACAAGUACAUACUCAAUACCAUUUAAAAUGCAUUUUUCUUACAACAUGCAUACUGAUACAUAUAUUCGAGAUUAGAUGGAUAUAACAAUUUGAGGAUGAAUUGAGGACUCGCCUUUGUUACAGUGUAAAAGUGGACAGAUAGACUACUGAUCUUGUUAUUUAAGAUGGAGACUGGAAAAACUUGCAUUCUUAUUGAUUGUUGAGUGUAUGUCCUGAAAAAGAGGGCAUCUCAUCACCUCAGCCCAAUAAGUGAACAAUUGCUUCAUUAUGGUAAUGCACUUACCAUUCAGGAAACUGUUUGUUUAAAUGAAAGGUAAAAAUGUCUUCCACCAAGUGAACAGCAAGAGGCAAUAUUUUCGCAAGUGAGUUAUAAUUCUAUCUUGCAUGUUAAACAAACGAAACUUAUUUUAUUUCCUUUUAAACAAAAAGGGCAAAGUGCCGAAACAUUGCUAAAAAUAAACUGUAAAAUUAUUGUUAAUAUUAUGUUGGUAUUGAUCUUUUUUACUAUUAAAUGAUUUUGAACCAAAUUUUUUCCUUUUUGUAGUUUCAAACCAGUGAAAGAUAGAGAUCCUAAUUGUGAAAUUAACUCUUUUAUCUUCAAUAUUUCACUGGAACACGUCUGGAAAUUGGGAUAUAUUAUUAAUGCACCUUCACAUGUUAAAGUUACACAUGAAAGACUAUUUAGCUUUAUAAUAACUGUUAACAAUGUUAGCAACCUGUUCAUAAAUUUGUUAUAUGUUUUUGUUGUGUUUUCAGAAUUGUUUUCAAAAUCUGUGAUGUCUCAGUUCUUAAAGAUAUAUAUUACAUUGUAUAUUUAUUAAUAUUAAUUUAUUUAAAACUUAAUCAGUUACUCAAUAAACUACUAAAAUAUAAUGAGUAUUGCUUUUUUUGUGUGUUAUAGCUUUGAUAUAGACCUUCUGUGUACUUGGUUCUAACCUGGGUCUACAGUUGUCCAAUUUUGUAACUAUCCUCUAUGGUAAAAUACUGGUUCUACAUCAAUUACCCAUCCUGUUGUCAACAAGAGCGCCGCCAAGCGGGGCAAUAUACGCCCGAAGGGUUACACCAGAGGAUGGGAGCAAAAUUUAAAGAACUUGACUGUUGAAGCCCAAAGGACAGGAACAACAAAAAGAAGAAAUUACAAAAAAAAUUCUAAGUCCACAAAAAAAUUCUUACCAGGUAAAGUUAUGUCAAAAUAAAUCUAAAAAUUGGAUGUACCAUCCAUGUUGUACCACAGAAAAGUGGUCUCGGUUUUUCCCUACGGCCAAAAAUAAAAAAAGUUUCAAAAUAAG